Molecule: messenger RNA, 6954 nt
Organism: Phasianus colchicus (ring-necked pheasant)
Lineage: Eukaryota; Metazoa; Chordata; Aves; Galliformes; Phasianidae
Gene: MYO1C
Product: myosin IC
Biological process (GO): actin filament-based movement; actin filament organization; endocytosis
Cellular component (GO): plasma membrane; myosin complex; cytoplasm
Molecular function (GO): ATP binding; microfilament motor activity; actin filament binding
Source: RefSeq, a predicted model, not a curated record
UCAGUGAAACGUUUUAUUGGAAAGUAAGUGGUCCAGGAAAUGAUUUUUGGACUGGGGCAGUCUCCUAUAUAACAGCAAAGGCCAGCGUAAGAAUGAUUCCAGAUAUGAAAGACAGAACAGUGACAGGCCAUUUCUUUUCAUUAAGUUCUUUGUUGUGUCUGUUCUUGAAGCAGCAUCCUCUGAAAUUCAUCUAGAGAGUUGAAAAGUCAAGUUUGGCUCUCCAGAAAAGAUUGAAGGAAUUGUUCCAUAAUAGCAAGACUUGAAAUACCUGAUGUUCAAACCAGUGUUUUAUUCUCUGUUGUCAUUGUCAGGAUAUCUGCAUCUGGGAGUGGAUUAUGGGUGCAUACAUCUAGAUGCUACAUUAAUGAGUGAUACAGCUGUAGUAAAGAGCUGUGACUGUACUUCAAAUAGUAUUUACCAGCUUAUUUUUGUUAAAUUUGCUGUGGGAUUUUUUCUGUAGUACCGUGCAAGCUGGUUUCCUUUGUCCUGCUUAGUUAGUGACUUGAGGAUUCAGUUAAUAAUGAUUUCAUUCCAGAGUAAUUUGAAGAACUUCCUGUAGUUACCAUGGGAAUCAUCAGUAUUUUCUAUCUACUAGAAACCAAAUAUUGUAGAGCUGAAGAUGAAGAAUCUUUUCUCCAUAAGAUUUCUUGGUUCAUUUAUAAAGUUUACCAUAUUAUUGUUUCAUGCUAAUACCUAUGAAAUGGCAUCUGCAGCAGCUUGGCUUCCCAAAGUCACUGGGACAGAACUGGAACAUCAACAAAGUUUAGAGCAAUAAACACGAACAUAAAUUUAUGUUUCUUGGAACUGUCUCCACACAUUGUAACUAGUGGAAACAAGUCUUGAACUUAAUUGUUUCAGCUCACACCUACACAUAGUAUAAAUACAGAGAUUCAUCUCUUCCUCUCAAAACAGGGCUCUCAAGCAAAGACUGCAGCUAGUUGAGGUUUUCUUCUUGCUAACUUACCUUGGAAAGAUGGAACUGCAAAUUGAAUGUAUUCCUACAGGAGAAAUUAUCCGCGUGGUUAAUCGCAACAGAGAACAUAAGACUGUAAGCCUGCUUUUUUAUUCUCUGCUCUUUUCUUGCAUGGCUAGUUGUGUGCUAAACAACUUAGUAAGGCUGUCCUGAAUUGAGAAAUACUAAUGGGGGAAAAAAAAAAAAAAAAAGCUGGUUUUCACAAGUGUUAAUUUCUCUUUAGUAUUGGCUGUCCAUGCUGCUGGAUUCCAGUGAAAUGCCAGGCGGCGUCUUGUUGUCAAAGUUUCAUUUUCUGCACUCAAAAAGACAAUUACUGAUCGUGGUUAAUAGUGUCACUUAUUAUGCUUUCUUUGAGGUGAAUAACCAACAUUUAUACUUAAAUGCAACUGUAUUUGUAUCUCUUUGUCAUAGGUACUUAUAAAGUGCUUAAUAUGUCUUCAGUUGUGGUAGCAGACUGCUCAGAGCAGAGCCAGCACAUACUGAAGUACACAUCUGUGCAUAUUGCUCUUGUUUCCGAGCAUUGUCUUUCUAGCAAGUAAUCUGAAACUCGAUCUGAAAAUUAGCUAAGACAUUUACUGUGCAGAUUGCACAAUUGUUAGGUAGUCAUCUCACUUCAGAAAAACCUGAGAGCUCUGCCUUGUUGAGAUGAGAUAAGAUGGCAGCGAUUCUGCUAUUCUUUGGCUUCCAGUAAAUGGUCCCAGAAUGACACUCACUGACAUGCAGUGAUGGUAGAGGACACUGGCUGGACAGACUUGUCAUUCCCAGAGGGAGCUGUUUCUUUAAACCUCACUCUGAAUAACAAGUGCCAGAAUCCUGGGGGAGACAUCAUAGAGAGAAAAGCUAUUAGUUCAGCUUUCUAAAAAGCCUUCAAUACUCAUUAACAGUCCAUAAAACUGUAAUUUGCUACUUUGAGAACGGCGCUCAGUGUUUAAAUACUGUUGGUGCUGCAGAGCAAAGUGGCUUCCGAUGUACUGAGCUUUAAAACAAAGGGAAACUUGUACUGGAGAUGCUUUGAGCUGUUGCAGAAUGGGAUGUGCAUUUGAGCUCAGGGUGCUUUGCCCUGUUAGGAAAUGCUGUGGAUCCUGAGUAUAGAUCCUCCAAAAGGUAACGUGCCUGGGAGCUGCACCGAGCUGCUCCUUGUCUCACCGACCUGCCAGAGAUUCUUGCCUUCGCUCCAGAGCUGAGCUCGCCCUUUGGCCUCGUCACAAAGAUAGGCUCCGGGUGCUUCCCCCAGGCAGCCAGCGGCGAGGAGGGAACGGUACAGUUAGCAUCGGCGUCUGAGCUUUUUAUCUGCCGUGCGUCUGGACCAAACAGGUGCUCCUGUCGUUUUAAGCGACGGGAUCGCGAGUCGAUGCGGGAGCAAGGCUUAGCGGGGGGAUGCCGUUGUCCCGAACAACGUCGGCGGCACGAGCCGUUCCUCCCUCGGGCGGAGCCGCCGCGCCUGCGGGUCGGGGAGGGCGGAGGUGCGGGGAGGGCCGCGGCUGACGGCAGGUGAGGGCGGGGGCAGGGCCGCAGCCACCCCGCCCGGCCCGCACUCCGCAUGCCCGGCGCUCGGACAUGCUCACUAGCGGCGCGGCGCGGGCUCCCGAGGGCAGUCGGUGCCGAAGCGCUGGCGGAGCCGCCGCAGGGCCCCGAGCGGAGCGGGCGGGGGGCGCGGAGCGCAGGGAGCAGGGACUAACGGUGUUCGACUGACCAUGGAGAGUGCCCUGACAGCCCGCGACCGCGUCGGGGUGCAGGAUUUUGUCCUGCUUGAGAACUUCACCAGCGAAGCAGCAUUCAUUGAAAAUCUCCGCAAGCGCUUCAAGGAGAAUCUGAUCUACACAUACAUUGGCUCAGUUCUGGUGUCAGUUAACCCAUACAAGGAACUGGAAAUCUACAGCAAACAGAACAUGGAGCGAUACCGUGGUGUCAGCUUCUAUGAAGUUUCUCCCCACCUCUAUGCUAUUGCUGACAAUUCCUAUCGCUCUCUGCGCACGGAGAGGAAGGAUCAGUGUAUUCUGAUAUCUGGAGAGAGUGGGGCUGGCAAAACAGAGGCCACCAAGAAGAUCCUGCAGUACUACGCCGUGACCUGUCCAGCCAGUCAGCAGGUUGAAACAGUGAAGGACCGCCUGCUGCAAUCCAAUCCUGUCCUGGAGGCCUUUGGAAAUGCGAAAACCCUCCGGAACGAUAACUCCAGCCGAUUUGGGAAAUACAUGGAUGUGCAGUUUGAUUACAGAGGGGCUCCUGUUGGGGGCCACAUCUUGAACUACCUCCUGGAAAAGUCUCGAGUUGUGCACCAAAAUCAUGGGGAGAGGAACUUCCACAUUUUCUACCAGCUGCUAGAAGGAGGGGAAGAGGACUUGUUGCGAAGGCUGGGCCUUGAAAAGAGCCCACAGCAGUAUCACUAUUUAGUAAAAGGUCACUGUGCAAGGGUCAGUUCCAUAAAUGAUAAAAACGAUUGGAAGAUUGUGCGAAGAGCCUUGUCCAUCAUAAGCUUCAAUGACAACGAGGUAGAGGAUUUGCUGAGCAUUGUAGCUAGUGUUCUGCAUCUGGGAAACGUGCAGUUUGCUGCUGAUGAGCAAGGAAAUGCUCAGGUCACUACAGAGAACCAGAUUAAAUACCUGGCACGGCUUCUGGCAGUUGAGGGCUCUGUUCUGCGAGAUGCAUUGAUCCACAAGAAGAUCAUAGCAAAAGGGGAAGAGUUAAUCAGCCCUCUGAACCUGGAGCAGGCAGCCUAUGCAAGGGACGCGCUCGCUAAAGCAAUCUACGGACGCACUUUCUCCUGGCUGGUGAACAAAGUUAACAAAUCUCUUGCUUACAAGGAAGGAGAGUUUCCAGGCUGGAGAAGCACGACAGUUCUAGGAUUGCUUGAUAUUUAUGGGUUUGAGGUUUUCCAGCAUAACAGCUUUGAGCAAUUUUGUAUUAAUUAUUGCAAUGAAAAAUUGCAGCAACUCUUCAUAGAGCUUACAUUAAAGUCAGAACAAGAGGAAUAUGAGUCAGAAGGCAUUGCGUGGGAACCGGUUCAGUAUUUCAAUAACAAAAUCAUUUGUGAUUUGGUGGAAGAGAAAUUCAAAGGCAUCAUUUCUAUCUUGGAUGAAGAAUGUCUGAGACCUGGAGAUGCCACAGAUACAACAUUCUUAGAGAAGCUGGAGGAAACUGUGAAGAACCACCCUCAUUUUCUCACGCACAAGCUUGCUGAUCAAAAAACUCGCAAGUCGCUGGGGAGGGAAGAGUUCCGGCUUUUGCACUAUGCUGGAGAGGUCACCUACAGUGUUGCAGGUUUUCUAGAUAAAAACAAUGACCUUCUCUUUCGGAACCUGAAGGAGACCAUGUGCAACUCUGAGAAUCCUAUCAUAAAUCAGUGUUUUGACAGGACAGAGCUGACAGACAAGAAGAGACCUGAAACGGCAGCAACUCAGUUUAAAAACAGCCUCUCUAAACUCAUGGAAAUCCUGAUGUCCAAAGAACCCUCCUACAUCCGUUGCAUUAAACCUAACGAUGCUAAGCAGGCUGAUCGAUUUGAUGAAGUUCUAAUCCGACACCAAGUGAAAUACCUGGGGCUGAUGGAGAACCUCAGAGUGCGCAGAGCUGGCUUUGCGUAUCGAAGGAAAUACGAAGUUUUCCUGCAGAGAUAUAAAUCACUUUGUCCAGAAACAUGGCCUACGUGGGAUGGACGGCCCCAUGACGGAGUGGCUGUGCUGGUGAAACAUCUUGGCUACAAACAGGAAGAAUAUAAAAUGGGACGAACAAAGAUUUUUAUCCGCUUUCCCAAGACUUUGUUUGCAACGGAAGAUGCUCUGGAAGUGAGGAAGCAGAGCCUGGCAACAAAAAUGCAGGCCACGUGGAGAGGUUUCUACCGUCGGAAGAAAUUCCUGCACAUGAAACACUCAGCAAUAGCCAUCCAGUCCUGGUGGCGAGGAACCCUGGGCCGCCGAAAAGCUGCCAAGAGGAAGUGGGCAGUACAGACUAUCAGAAGGUUCAUUAAGGGCUUUAUUUACCGGAACCACCCUCGCUGCCCAGAGAACGAGUAUUUCCUUGAUUACAUCCGCUUCUCCUUCCUGAUGAACCUCAAACGUAACCUGCCAAAGAACGUCUUGGACAAAUCAUGGCCAACCCCUCCUCCAUCACUCUGUGAGGCAUCCCAGCUCCUGCGCCAGUUGUGCAUGCAGAACAUGGUCUGGACAUACUGCAAGAGAAUCAGCCCAGAGUGGAAGCAACAGUUGGAACAAAAAGUAAUUGCCAGUGAGAUUUUUAAGGGUAAAAAAGACAAUUACCCUCAGAGCGUUCCUAGACUCUUCAUCAACACACGACUUGGUAAUGAAGAGAUAAAUGCUAAAGUCCUUCAGGCUUUAGAAAAUGAAGCAAUUAAGUAUGCAGUUCCUGUCAUCAAGUAUGACCGGAAAGGAUACAAAGCAAGAUCACGGCAGCUGCUUCUCACCCAGAAUGCAGUCAUUAUUGUUGAAGACUCCAAAAUCAAACAACGGAUUGACUAUGCCAAUCUGACAGGCAUCUCUGUCAGCAGCCUGAGCGAUAACUUGUUUGUGCUGCACGUGCACUGUGAGGACAACAAACAGAAGGGAGAUGUUGUACUUCAAAGUGACCACGUGAUAGAGACGCUGACAAAGACAGCCAUGCGGGCAGACAAAGUUAAUAACAUCAACAUCAACCAGGGCAGCAUAAAAUUUACAGUUGGCCAAGGCAAAGAAGGCGUCAUCGAUUUUAUAUCAGGAUCAGAACUGCUUAUAGCCAAAGCCAAGAAUGGCCAUCUAACUGUGGAGGGAGAGAGCAGUGAUUUCCCUCUGUUUCACACACAACCCUUGGACAUCACAGGCCACUGAACCUCCAAGUUCCUGGGUCCAGCAGUAUCCCUGCUGCCUUCUGCCACGCACAGCAAAGCACCCCUACAAAGAUUCCCAGGGCUUCAGCUACUUAGAUCAGGCUCUACAUUGAUGUGUUUCCCUUCUCCCACUCAACUGCACUGGAAGAGUCGUCCUCUAGAGGCAAGCAAAAGAAACAUGAAUAGUGCUUUGUGCAGAGUUCAAAGGAAACCUGACUAAGGGGUGUGGAACAGCUCCGACUCCUCCUGAUGCAGUGCAGGCUGUCAAGGAAGCUGGGCUCAAAUGUAAGCCUCAACUUACUUAUCUCACAGAAGGAAAGCAGUGCUGUUAUUCCUCUCUCCUUCUCUCUUCCCCCCUCUCCAAACGUUCCUAUUCAAAGCAACGGAGGAAAAUUAUUCUUGUUGAAGUAAUAUAAAGGAAAGUCAUAGUAAUAUUUGGCAUUUUUAAUUUAGGUUUGUUUUAUUUAAGUUUAAUGUUAAUUCCAUGCUGUGUUUCAGUAAGAACAAUACAGAUUCUGUAUCUGUGGCUCCAGUCAGAUAUCCAGUAGUACAAAUUAGCUUCAAGUUACACAUACUGAACAAAAGAGGUUGAGCGAGCGAAGGGAGAUGGGGAGGGGGGAGGGAGAAAAGAAAAAAUAUUGAACACACAUGCAGGCUUAUCAAUGCCACCUUCAAUGCUAACCUGCUUUGAGGAAAAGUAAAGAGUAGGCAAGAAUGAGCAGCCACGGAUUGUUGAACUGUUACCAGCACCAUAUUUUUCAGCAACAUUUCAGCAGUUUGGAAGGAUUUUUUUUUCCUUAUUUUUUUAUUACAGUAACCCCACUACAAUAUACAUCCCAAUGCAACCUGUAACUUCAAGCUAAACAUCCAAUUAAGUUUAAACAUUGGUAUAAAAUUCAGUUUAAACAAUUAUAAAAAAAGAAAAAAUGCCACCACAUGCAUGCUACCUCGUGAUAAGGAAUCUCUCCCCUACAAGUCUAACAGCCUCCAGGUGUCACAUCCACUUCUAAUGGCCAUCACCACGGCUGGCAGGAGACAACACAGUAAUGCUGAAAAGCCUUUAUGCAGUCCUGUUAGUGUCUUAAAGAACCUAAAAGCUGGCACCAGUAAAAUCCACAGAAAUUCACUCUUGCCUUUAAGAACUUUUAAACUGUGUAAAAAAAAA